Physella acuta is the source of this 1257-nucleotide messenger RNA. RefSeq names its product mitogen-activated protein kinase kinase kinase 2-like. NCBI's taxonomy places the organism in Eukaryota, Metazoa, Mollusca, Gastropoda, Physidae. Gene Ontology annotation, biological process: protein phosphorylation. The record is from RefSeq and is a predicted model, not a curated record. Gene Ontology annotation, molecular function: ATP binding; protein kinase activity.
AUGACAUCUCUAAGACGAGACUUUACCGGAGAAAUAAAGCGGUUUUUACUAGAUGGGAUAACUAAAGCCGCGGAAGCUGAAGACAGAAUACAUCAAACAUUUAAACUGUAUGCCUUACUUCAAGGAUUGUCAAGAUAUACCAUUACUGAAGAGGAAUGGGAUGAGAUUAUUCCUAUCAUUCCACGUUUAAAAACUAUACUGGCGCACGAGGACCCCCAAGAACAAGAACAAGCAACGGAGUUGUUGAAGCGGUUGAGUAUAAAUAAAGAUGCGAGUGAGCAAAUUAUUACUGACGACACUUUCAAUGACAUUUUAAAUAGACUAAUGUGCAGUAAUAAUAAGGACCUUUCGCAAAAUGCAAAAUCAGUAUUUUGGAGAACUGGAAGGGUGACGGGAAUUUUGCCAUCAAAAACAGAUAGUAUAUUUUCUGACGACUUACCUAAACAUUUCGAAAUAAGAUCAACAAUGAUAGGCAAGGGUGCCUUCGGCAGAGUCUUUAAGGUAGUUGACAUGGAUAAUCCAGAUGAAGAAAAGUUUGUUGCAAAGAAAAUAGAACCGACUUCAACAGAAACACUGGAGAUAUGUAUAAAGGAGACAAAAUUUCUUUUAAAAGCAAAACAUGAAAGAAUUGUUCAGUUUCACGGUUUUCAAAAAACAAAGGAUGCAUUCUAUAUAUUCUUAGAAUAUUUGAAAAACGGCACUCUGGAAGCGUAUAUUUCCAGAAGAGGAAAUUUAAGCGAAGAAGUGACUCGGCACUUUACUGUUCAAAUUCUGGAAGGGGUUGAUUAUUUACAUAACAACAACAUUCUUCACAGAGAUAUUAAAGGGUGCAAUAUCCUUAUGGCAGAUGAUAUGAACAUCAAGCUAACUGACUUUGGCAUAUCAGAAUUUAUCGACGGGAAAGGACUACCCACAGAACAAGGAACAGUUAGAUACAUGGCUCCAGAAGUUGUUUUUACUGAGGGCAACGUUAUAAAAUACUACACCAGCAGAUCUGAUAUAUGGAGUGUCGGCUGCACUGUUAUAGAAAUGUUGACAGGAAAACCACCCAACUCUUCAGUCCCUACCCCACUGGCUAUUUUUAGAACUGCAACUAAAGAACCGCUACAUUACCAGCUUCCCCCAUCAUCAUCAGUUUACUUACAAGAAUUUUUAAACAAAGUUUUACACAGAGAACCCAAAGAAAGACCAACAGCUGACUGGCUGCUAAAAAACGAACCGUUCAUCAUUACAGUCUACAGAAGCGCUGAUGAUUAG